AUGAACCACCGGAUGAGAAUCCCCUUCACGGCCCCGUUUGCAGCUCCGACGAUCCUGCCAGCCUCUGCCGCGACCGUCGCCGGCGCCAUCGACGCCCUCGCCGGCUUCCUCGCCGCGCCCUCGCCGCCGCUGCUCAGAGGCAUCGACCUCGGCCGCAACGAGCAGACAGUCCUCCUGACGGGCGCCGGCAUCUCAGUCGCCUCGGGCCUCUCAGACUACCGCGGCGAGAAAGGCACAUACCGUCGCAAGGCCGGCUACCGUCCCAUCUUCUUCCACGAGUUCACCACCCAGCAUGCGGCCCGGCAGCGCUACUGGGCGCGCAGCUUCAUCGGAUGGCCGACGAUGGGCCGCUCGCAGCCCAACAUCACCCACGACGCCAUCGGCCAGCUGGGCGCAAAGGGCUUCAUCAGCGCCGUCGUCACGCAGAAUGUCGACUCGCUGCACCGCCGGGCGCAUCCCAGGCUGCCCGUCGUCGAGCUGCACGGCGACCUGCGGUCCGUCGUCUGCGUCACUUGCGCCCACAGGAUACCCCGAGACCAGUUCCAGGAGACGCUGGCCGCGCUCAACCCGGCCUGGGCUGACUUCUUCCGCCAGCUCGCGCGCUCGGGGGCGCUGGAGACGGACGACGUCGAGCAGCAGCGGCAGCGCGGCCUGAAGCUGAACCCGGACGGCGACGUCGACCUGCCCGGCGCCCACUACUCGGACUUUCGAUACCCAGCCUGUCCCCGGUGUCUGGAGAGCCCGCUGCCGCUGCUGCGACGGCGACGACGACGGCCGGACGGGUCGGCGGCCAUCGUAGAGGCAGACGCAGACGGGGCGCUGGCGCCAGCGUCCAACGCGGGCAUCCUCAAGCCGGCCGUGGUCAUGUUCGGCCAGUCCGUCGACGAGGCCGGCAAGCUGCUCGUCCUGGGGAGCAGCCUGGCGACCUUCUCUGCGUGGCGCCUGGUCGAGCGCGCCGUCAACAGAGGCAUGGCCGUCGGCGUCCUCAACGUUGGCGGCUUCCGCAACGAAGACCUCCUCUUUGGCAGCGUCCAGCCUCGCGCCGGCGACCUCUCGAGGGUCAGAUGCAGCCAUCCGGCAGAGGAGGUCCUCCCUCACGUCGCCGCCAGGCUCUCAACGCUGUAGUUCUAUCUCUUUUCAUCGUCAAUGGGCCUCCUCCUAUAGAUAGCUUACGAUAAAUAUAGACAUCACACCCUGCUACUAUGUAAAGCUCGCAGUCUAAGAUACAAUCCUAAGCGCCCAAGUAGAUCCUCUCCUGCACCUGAACAAGCCGCUGGCUCGCUCGUGGACUGGCGGCGCU
Trichophyton rubrum CBS 118892 is the source of this 1300-nucleotide messenger RNA. RefSeq lists its product as uncharacterized. Bases 1 to 1125 code for a protein of 374 amino acids. The transcript has a single exon. The record is from RefSeq and is a predicted model, not a curated record. Gene Ontology annotation, molecular function: NAD+ binding. Lineage: Eukaryota; Fungi; Ascomycota; Eurotiomycetes; Onygenales; Arthrodermataceae.